Suillus clintonianus is the source of this 819-nucleotide messenger RNA. RefSeq names its product adenylylsulfate kinase. The record is from RefSeq and is a predicted model, not a curated record. The coding region runs from base 162 to 764 and encodes 200 amino acids. The transcript is spliced from 5 exons. Gene Ontology annotation, molecular function: ATP binding; adenylylsulfate kinase activity. Gene Ontology annotation, biological process: sulfate assimilation. NCBI's taxonomy places the organism in Eukaryota, Fungi, Basidiomycota, Agaricomycetes, Boletales, Suillaceae.
CCAUUACCAUGUGAUACGGGUGAUACAUCGUCAUACAAAGGCUAGAUUGCGACAUUAUCAGGUCCCCAAACCAUCGUGCACAUGGGGAAAUGGGAGCCGGGGCUGGAUAUAACACAGCGAGUCACUGAAGAUAUUCUACUUACUCCCCCACUAGUACUGAGAUGUCAACCAACAUUACUUUUCAUCCAGGAUCUGUUGACGCCCAGGAACGCGUUAGCUUGCUCAAACAGACGGGUGUUACGGUCUGGCUGACUGGACUCAGUGCUAGUGGCAAGUCAACGAUAGCGUGUGCUCUAGAACAACAUCUGCUUCAUUUGCACAAAUUCACCUACCGGCUCGACGGAGACAACGUUCGCUUAGGGCUCAAUAAAGACCUUGGUUUCGACGAGAAGUCCCGAGUAGAAAAUAUCAGGCGCAUAGGCGAGGUCUCCAAAUUAUUCGCGGACUCUGCUUGCAUCGCGGUCACAGCUUUUAUAUCACCCUACAAAGCAGAUCGACAAGUAGCCCGUGAACUGCACGAGAAAGGAGGCCUCGGGUUCAUCGAAGUGUUUGUUGAUGCCCCUCUCAGUGUAGUUGAACAGCGUGAUCCAAAAGGGCUCUAUAAAGCAGCUCGUGCUGGAAAAAUCAAGGAAUUCACUGGCAUAUCUGCGCCGUACGAAGCUCCCGAGAAUCCUGAUAUACACAUUAGAACAGACGAAUGUGAUGUGACCAUGGCAGUCGAGAUUAUCAUCGAAUACCUCACCAAGCAUAAUUAUAUUUCGUAGUUACCAAGGACGGCGAAAAAGGAAUUUAUAGUCUAUAUACCUACUUUUUACCGGC